Molecule: messenger RNA, 582 nt
Organism: Strongylocentrotus purpuratus (purple sea urchin)
Lineage: Eukaryota; Metazoa; Echinodermata; Echinoidea; Camarodonta; Strongylocentrotidae
Product: tolloid-like protein 2
Exons: 4
Coding region: 1-582 (193 amino acids)
Source: RefSeq, a predicted model, not a curated record
AUGGUCGAUGUGGAUGACUUCAAUCUCGAGGCCUCAACCGCAUGCCGUUUUGAUUCGCUCUCGAUCUAUGAUGGGUCAGACACAUCAGCUGACCUGAUCGGGGUAUACUGCGGUACAGAAGGCCCUGGUAUUGUUACAAGCACUGGAAGCAGCUUGUUCUUGAGAAUGGAAUCUGACAUCACAGGAACACGAAGCGGCUUCCACGCUAAAUAUAUCUCACAAGGGGAAACAGGUGGCUGUGGAACCAAUUUCACCUCGCAUGCUGGGUUUAUAUCCUCACCAAACUACCCUGAAAAAUAUGACAACAACGCGGACUGUACUUUCAGCAUUACAGGAGAGGCUGACAAGAACGUCACUGUUGCCUUCGAUCAUUUCGACGUCGAGCAGCAUACGGAUUGUGACUACGACUCACUGAAGAUAUAUGAUGGCGAUACGGAUGAGGGCUCUCCUCUGGCUACCCUGUGCGGUAUAGACAUGCCUAAUCCGGUCAGUUCAACAAUAGGUUCUGGGCUCUUCUUCCGAUUCAAGUCUGAUGCUAGUGUCACUCGCACGGGCUUCAGCGCUUUUUUCCGCGUUCAAUAA